This is a messenger RNA of Mobula hypostoma (lesser devil ray), 13890 nucleotides long. Its product is annotated as dual specificity mitogen-activated protein kinase kinase 7. Gene Ontology annotation, molecular function: protein kinase activity; ATP binding. The record is from RefSeq and is a predicted model, not a curated record. The coding region runs from base 828 to 2147 and encodes 439 amino acids. Lineage: Eukaryota; Metazoa; Chordata; Chondrichthyes; Myliobatiformes; Myliobatidae. The transcript is spliced from 12 exons. Gene Ontology annotation, biological process: protein phosphorylation.
GGAGGCUACCUGGAUGGAAUAUGAGGUGUUGCCCCUUCCACUGAGUGGCCUCAUAGUCAAAGAAGGUGACCAUGGAUCAACAUAUCAGAACUUGAAUGGGGAUAGGAAUUAAAAAGGUUGGCUAACAAGAAAUUCCGCUUUUGGCAGAUGGAGCGGCGGUGGUCAAUAAAGUGGUUCCCCAAUUUACAUCAGGUCUCACUAAUGUAGAGGAGGCUGCAGCGGGAGCACCGGAUACAACAAACAACCCCAACAGAUUCACAAAUGAGGAAUUCUGCAGAUGCUGGAAAUUCAAGCAACACACUCGCGGAUAAGAGGUUGCCUCACCUGGGAGGGCUAUUUGGGGCUCUGAUUGGAGGUGAAUGGGCAUUUCUGUCGUUUGCAGGAUUAUGUACCAGGAGGGAGACGAAUGAACAAGGGAAUCGCAGAGGGAGCGAUCAGGGGGGGAAGGAGGAGUAAAGAUAUAUUUGGUGGUAGGUGAGGACAGGAGGAACUCUAUCCCUGUUAAAGUGAUGGGAAGAUGGGUGAGCGUAGAUGUCCGGGAAAUGGAGAAGAUGCGGGUGAGGGAAGCAUCAAUGGUUAGUAGAAGGGAAACCACGUUCUUUGAACCCGGACUUAUCAGGGUUCGGACGGUUGAUCUGGUUCCAGGUUGGGUAGACCCAAUGCAGUCCCGCUCGGGAGGGUCUUGACGCCCGAGGGAGGAGUUACAAGCCGAAGGCCGGAGCUACGCGGGCGGAAAGGUGGAGCCAAGCGUCGGGCAUCCGCAGGAGGGGGAGGGGCGGCAGCAGGGUUUCACACGCCUGCGCGCUCCCUCUGCAUCUUGAGCUAAGAUGGCGGCCUCCUCCUUGGAGCAGAAGUUGUCGCGUCUGGAAGCCAAGCUGAAACAGGAGAACAGGGAGGCGCGGCGCCGGAUCGACCUCUCCCUCGACAUGAGCUCGCCUUCCAGCCCGAGGAGACCCCGACCAAUUAUAGUGAUCACUCUAAGCCCUGCUCCUGCCCCAUCCCAACGAGCAGCUCUUCAACUUCCAUUAGCAAAUGAUGCAGGCAGCCGCUCAUCUUCAUCAGAAACCUCACCACAACACCACCCACCCCCUUCACGCCCUCGGCACAUGCUCAGCCUCCCACAACCUCUGCUACAGAAGAGUAUGGAAAGCAUAGAGAUUGAGCAGAAGCUGCAAGAAAUCAUGAAGCAGACUGGGUACCUGACAAUAGGAGGGCAGCGAUAUCAGGCCGAAAUCAGUGACCUGGAAAACCUGGGUGAGAUCGGCAGUGGUACAUGUGGGCAGGUCUGGAAAAUGAGAUUCAAGAAGUCUGGACACAUAAUAGCUGUGAAGCAAAUGCGGCGCUCGGGUAACAAAGAAGAGAACAAGCGAAUCCUGAUGGAUUUGGAUGUAGUGUUGAAAAGUCAUGACUGCCCUUACAUCGUGCAGUGCUACGGGACCUUCAUUACCAACACUGAUGUGUUCAUUGCCAUGGAACUGAUGGGUACAUGUGCUGAGAAGCUGAAGAAACGGAUUCAGGGGCCUAUUCCAGAAAAGAUUCUUGGCAAAAUGACGGUUGCGAUUGUCAAAGCUUUGUUUUAUCUGAAGGAGAAGCAUGGUGUCAUUCACAGAGAUGUCAAACCUUCUAAUAUUCUUCUGGAUGAGCGGGGUCAAAUCAAAUUAUGUGAUUUCGGGAUUAGCGGGAGACUGGUAGACUCGAAAGCAAAAACGAGGAGUGCAGGAUGUGCAGCAUACAUGGCGCCAGAAAGGAUCGAUCCUCCUGAUCCAACCAAACCCGAUUAUGACAUCAGAGCGGACGUUUGGAGUCUGGGAAUUUCACUGGUUGAACUCGCUACAGGGCAGUUUCCAUAUAAAAACUGUAAAACAGAUUUUGAAGUUUUAACAAAGGUGCUGCAGGAAGAUCCUCCUCUGCUUCCUUCAAGCAUGGGCUUCUCAAUGGACUUCCAGUCAUUUGUAAAAGAUUGCCUUACAAAGGAUCACAGGAAGAGACCAAAAUACAACAAAUUGCUUGAACACAAUUUUAUUAGACGCUAUGAGACUUUAGAGGUGGAUGUAGCUUCAUGGUUUAAAGAAGUUAUGGCAAAGACUGAAUCCCCACGAUCAAGCAGCAUCCUCAGCCAACAGCAUCUCCCCAUUUUCUCCAGGUAGCCAGCAGAGUGGUAAAUGAACCUGUGGGGGAGGAAAGAGUAUCGGCAAGUCAUCAGCAACACCCACAUCAUCAGGCAGAGCUCCUGAGACUGAUGAAUUGUACAUAGUCUACCCAUGGUUUUUCUGUCUAGUGUUGUGUUCUUUUUGAUUGACUCAGGAGUGUGGGCUGUUGUGUGUUUGAAGAUACUUUCAGUCUGUAGAAAGUAAACAAGGAAAAGUGUGGCAAACCACAUAUUGGACUAAGGGUUUGUUCCACUAUUACUGUGAAAAGCUUACAUGCUGCCGUUAACCUCUGCCCUCCCCAUUAAUCUCUCCUUAUGGGACAAAUGGUCAUUGCACACUGCAGAGGAAUUGCAAAUUUAUAUAGUGUUUAAAUACUACCGGGUUAUGCACUGUGAUCAAAAAAGGAUUUUAGCUAAUUUAUUAAAUAUGAAAGUGUAGCUGAUGUGAACUCUCAAUGUAUUAGUGUGCAGGCACCUGUGUUAUACAAUAGACUAGUGUGUUUCAAACGCAUGAGAAACUGCUGCUUUAUUAUUUUUCUGACAGUAACUUUUAAAAUCUAUUUGGAAAAGGUUCAGAUCAGACAGGGCUUUCAGAAUUACUCUUCAAGUGAAAGUCUGGUGGAGUAUACCAAGGCUGUUUGCUUGGUAUUUUUGUUCUUGUUAGUUGAUUUGACAUAGUGUGUUAUGAUGCAUGCCCAGUGUCUGUAACCUAGGUACAUUCACUGGGUGAAAAUGUCAGAUUUUCAGUGGAUUAGUAAACAACCUCCAUAUGCAAGUAAUGAUUCUGAGUGAGUGUCGGUGCUGCUGCAACCUGAAAUCACACUUGUGCUGGCAAUUUCUUUUUAUAAUACCUGCAUAGUUGUUGCUGUUCAUACGGGUGCCAGUGCAAUUUAGGUGAUUAUAUCAGUGUCCCAGUUGCCACCUCCUGCUUUGAGGUUAGGUGAUGCAAGAUACAUCAAGCCCAAUGGGUGGAAUUUUAUAAAACUCAGUUUAAUUCUGAUUUUUACAAACAUCUGUUUGUGCUUCCUCUACACUUGCCUCGUGUAUUUUCUGCUAGUGUACACUACGGUUGAUAAAUUAAUUCAUUAUUGGUUUGCAACUACUUUCUGCAUUUGCCAGAGAAUGUGUUUCCAUUUGUGAGGUUGCACUGUGAGGAAAGCUUUAAGCAGGUGCCAGCCAUGGCCUGUCAGAAUGUCCCAGAGUGGGUCAGGUUGGUGGGCUGCUUCACAGAGAGUGAAGGGAGAUAGAAGGAAGAUGAUGCCAUGGGCAGGUAGUAGAAAGUGUGUGCUCCAGGAGUUUCUGUCAUUCCAUGAGCAUUGAAGCCGAGAGAAUUCUGCAUUUUGUCAAGCAAGGCUUAGGAUUUUUUAUGCUUUGAGGCUUUUAUUUUUAACUUGAAUUGCAUAAUUCUUCACAUUGAUAGCAACUGAUGCCGGCACAUUCAAAACAAAGCUUGAUUUGGAUUGAUUUUAUGAAGUGAUUCCAGUUGGUUGUAAACUUAAACCAAUCUUAAUUUUACGCAAAACAUGACAAGCUAGCAUCUGUUUCUGUGUUGCAUGUUGUAACUUUGAAGAUUUGCAUCACACUUAGUGAUAUUCUCUUCGAAAGCACUUCUGUACAUUGGGGUGAAAUUCUGAUAGAACCUCAUCCAUGUCAGGGGAUUGUGGGAGAGCACUCAGUGAGUAAAAAUCUUAUACAAUAUCCCUGUGAGCUCAUCCUUUUUUUUGCCCCCUGAAUCAGUAUCUAUUUUGGACAGAGGUUCAUUUUAAACAAAGAAACUGAUUUAACGUACAGUUUCCACAUUUCUCUUGUAAAUUUCUAGAUCCACUGUGAAUUUUCUCCACACAUUUGAUUACUUCACCAAAUAACGUUUUUUUUUAAUUUAAAUAGUUAACUCAAUCUAGACUAGUUGAAAGCAAUGUCUCCUUUCCCCCAUGGCACAAACAUUUCUUUCUAACUGUGUUUAUAAUUCCUCUGCUUUUGAUGGAAGCUGAAAAUCUGGCUUUUGAUGCAAUUUUGAAGGACUGGGCUAUGAAAUUAGUUUAGAAAUGGAUUCAGUAUGUGUGUUUAUGAUGAGUUUGAGGGGUUUUGUUAGGUCUCAGAAAGAAGGGUGAGUGAGACUGGUAGAUAGAGGGGAUCGGACUUCUGUUGGAAGCCUGUGCAGAUGAUAACAGUAGUGAGAACCUGUUUGCUGUAAAUAAGCUAUAUGCUGGGUGUUCUCAUUAUCAAGAGGCACAGAGAUAGCAUUGCAGUUUAAUCAUUCCCUGAAGUACUCAUGUAUGCUUUGAGUUACAGAACAGGCUAAAGAUAAAGAACAGAUAUGGCAUUAGUGAAACUGACUCAAUCGUAGAUGGUGGUGACAUUAAAACUGAAGGAUUCGUUAAAAAAGUCUUAUUUAGAGAUACCUUCAGGAACAAGUAGUCCUUGGUUUAGAUCAAUUCAGACAUACAACUAUAUUCAAAAUCCCUUGUUUGAAAACUGAAGGUCUGUUGGAUUAUUUGCAAAUAUCAGAUCUUGCCCAUGAGCGACAGCGGACAGUUGUGACAGUACAGCUGUACAAACCAUUUACCGCAGCCUCUCUGGCACAAGAUGGUCUGUGGUUCCCACAGAGACCACACCAAAUAAGUUGAGAGUUGGGAAUGAAGCCUGUCAGAGUCCAGUUGUGAUGCAUACAGAAACAAGAAUUCUGUUGUAUUGAGAAUAACUUCGGAAUAUUUCAACAAAUCUAUCAGUUUGGUGGCCCUGUUCUACUGCUCUCUUAUCAUCACCUCUAUUUGUUUUAUAAAUAUAACUCUAAAUAUCGGAUGAUCCAAAUCACUCUGUAAAGAGAAAGAACUUCUUUGUUAAAUUGCAUCAUGUUACAGAUCAUGCAUGAAGUUACUCCUUCAAGUUUCCCUUAUCUGAAAAUUCUUCAGCCGUUCGCUAUCAUCUGAGUACCAGAAACGGUCACUUUUACUCUGAUCAGCCAAUCUCAGGCCUUUGUGAAUUCACCCAAAGAACACCCUCAGCAAUGAGUAUAGGCACAGGGUAACAAGAGAUCUUCAGAGCGACACAUACAAAAUGAUGGAGGAACUCAGCACCUGAUGAAGGGUUUCGGCCCAAAACAUCAACUGUUUAUCAUUCCCAUAGGUGCUGCCUGACCUGCUGAGUUCCUCCAGCAUUUUGUGUGUGUUAUUCUGGAUUACUGGCAUCUGCAUAAUCACUUGUGUUUAUAAUCUAAUAAAGAUCUCCGGACAUUCUCGGGAUUCAGUGUCUGUCAACCUAGUUACUUUUCAAUAGGUAUAUACAAAGAAAGUACAAAGAAACUAGUUGAACUGGAUGGUUCUUCAAAGAGCAAUAGGGAGAGGAAGUUGAUGAGCUGAAAAAGAGUACCGUAGCUCCUAUGGUUCUAUUUCUGUUGUUCAGUGUGUUGCAAUCAGAUCUGUAAAAUUGAGGAUCAGGCACUAUGUGAAGACAGCAAGGCCGUUUCCUUGUGCUUAACAUUGAAUGCAUACAAUAUAAAGCUCACACUAUGCAUAAGGUCAGUCUGUCUUCAGACUGUAACCACAACUUGAAACUGAGCUCCCUGGUCCAAGACUAUUCUGACAGCAGUCUUCCAGGGCAGAGGUCUAUAGGGUGGCCUUGCAUUAUUGAAAAUUGAACGACUGGCAAAGGAAGUGAAUCAUUCAUUCCACAUACUAAUAUUGAACAGUUGAUGAUACCUCUGCAGUAAGAUCAGAUGUUGCGCAAAAGUUACCGUAACAUCUCAGUGGGAAAUCUUUUUACCUUUUAGAGUACAAGUUGAAACUGCUGCUAUCCCGAAAUCACUAUAUUCCACAACAAUCUCUGCACUGGAUUAAGUGCUCGUGUCUUGCAUUGAAUAUUCUCUCGAUGUGGAUGAACAUGAGAUGGAUCAGAGCCCUGUGCAGUUAAACAAAAAGUGAAGAAUGGAGGAAUUUGUUAGAUGUUGUCAGUAGUACAUUGAACAAAUUUCAUGAUAGCUGAGGGAGUCUUUAGAUACUUGGAAAAUUUCACCCUUGUUUUCCUCUCCUUACGACCUUGACUUUGGUUUAAAAAUAAUUUGUAAAACAUGAUGCAUUGGCUGUGAGCAGUGGAACUGCUUGGCUUUCUACAUAUGGUUUAACCUGGAGUUCAUUUCUUUGAAGUCAAAGUUCAAGCCACAUUUAACAAUAUUUUAUAUUAAGGUAAUGGGACAUCAAAAGUCAGUACAUUAUGGGUGAAACUUACAUCUGUACAUCUAUGGACAUGACUGUUUUCCAUCCAUUGGAACAAAGGAAUCUGGUCUGGAAUCCAGGCAUAUUGUGUUUGUAAAAGCCUCAAAUCUGUCCUGACGAAGGGUCUCGGCCUGAAACGUCGACUGUACCUCCUCCUAGAGAUGCUGCCUGGCCUGCGUUCACCAGCAACUUUGAUGUGUGUUGCUUGAAUUUCCAGCAUCUGCAGAAUUCCUCGUGCUGGCAGAAUUUGUUUGCUUUUCUUGAUGCAGUUUCCUGUUACGGAGGUUGGUCAGAAGUUGCAAUGGUGCCUUGAGAUCGAGUUGGCCUAUGCAGUGUGAGCUGUUUAAAAGUCUGGUACCUCCAGUACACACUAUUGUUUACAAUGAGAUCUGGGAGAGAUCAGCCAUGGUUAUAUUGAAUGGUGGGACAGACUUAAUAGGCCUGGUUGCCUACUCCUGCUCCUGUCUUUUUGUGUUCUUGUGAGGAUAAUCAUUUGAGAUUUCCAGAAAUGUGCAGGUGUUAAAGUAUGGAAAUGAAAAAGAGCUUGUAAUUUUCUGCUAGUUGAAAUGGGGAAGGAUGUGCUUGAUCUUCAGAGUCUGAAGAGCAGCUGUAAGUUGACUCAGCAGGUAAACACGUAGGCAAUGGAUAGCACUUGUACCAACAGUACAAUCCUAUGAAGGAGCUUUGUUCAGAAAGAGCAGUGUUCUGGUACAGGCUGCAGACCACCCCCAAGGUCUUGCAUUUCAUGUUUCUUUGUACUAUUUCAGAAUUACAAAGUACUGUUGCUUGAUGUUUUGUUGAAAGCAGGCUGUCAUUUGAUAUUGAAAGGGGAGAAGUAUGUGAGAAAGUACGUGAAAGUGGGAAGGUAUAAGAGGAACUGGAGAGGGAACGCAGGUAUGAUAGUGUAAAUUUUGCUACCCUUCAGAUUGCUUUUCACAAGCCAGUUUUGAAGUAAAUAAUCUUUUUCCAAAUAUUCAGCUUCCCCAUGAAGUUACUGUUGAUAUGAUCUCAUCUCCCAAAUACAGAGGAAGGGAAGCCCACUUACACCAUGGAAGAGCCAUUGUUUAUUUUUUAACAAUUCCCCACUCUUCCCAACCCCUAUCCCAAAUCCUUUCACUCUCAGGAAUCAGAAUAUAAAGCACUUCCUUGUUAACAGACGCAAUGUUUCCUGCAUGUGGAGUAGUGUGCUAACAUUUAGUGGUACCGUCACCACCGUCUCGCCCUGCUUUUUUCUUGAAAAUUUAAACCAGCUCCUAAAUUUAGAGGCACUUAGCAAUAAACUAUCUACAGAGCAUUUUUGAUUCAUCUCACAAAAAACUUAUAGCUUUUAGUGGAAUGAAACAGAGAAAAACACCAAAGAGAAAGAUAGAAUUGCCUGUUAGCAGCUUUAAUCUUCCUGGGAAUGUUAAAAAGCAGAUUAUUAAUUGCAGCAGAUUGUAUCAGCCUACAAAGUGGUUUUAUUUUGUGGCUUUUAAGAGGAUAUCGAUCUAGAACUAGAGGGUGCAGACACAUGAUGAAGGUAAUUUCUUUUAAGGUUAGGAAAAGAGAAAUUUCUUCUCACAGCAGGUUGUGCAUCUUUGGAAAUUAUCACCCUGGACUGGAGCGAUGUAGGUGUUAAGUCAUUAAAAAUAUUCAAGUGUUCACUAGAUUUUUUGCAUUAUGUGAGUAUCAAAUUAUUUGACUGAGACCAUUGAUUGGAUCGGAAUGGUAGAGACCAGGCCCAGUGACUUUCCUGCUGCUUCUGUGUGUGUUGUAAUUGUAGCAGAUCUGGUAUGUCCAACUCAUUUUCCUGCCCCAUCAGUAUAAACCUCAAUUCCUUUCAUCAAAAUCUCUCACUUUAAAUGUGUGACGACAGAGUACCCGCAACACUGAGACUCCAGGCAGUUCUGGAUGUUUAGUCUGUAUGGGAAUUAGAGGUUAUGGGGAUCAGGCAGGAAGAGUGGAUUUGAGGGCAGUAAUGAGAUAAGCCAUACUUUUAUUGAGUGGGUCUUGUGGGGUUGUACACUCUAGCCCUGCUCUGGUUUCUUUCCAGUUCUGCGGUGUAUGUGUCUGUAAAACAGAAUUCUGGUCAGUUAAGAACCUUUAAUAGUUUCACUUACAAUGCCUUUAAAAGGCUUUCAAUGAUGAACUCUGAAGUCUCAAUGUGAGUUUGUGUGAUAUUAGUCUGCACGUAUCCUAAUAUGGUCCAUAGUGCCUGGCUAGUUGGCAGACAUUCACGGUGGCAUAAUUUCAAGAUGUGGUCCCUUGCAGUGAAUCCUAAACACUAUCCCCUUCAAAUGGGUCAUGGUGAUGGUUGUGGAUUUGUGGGUGGGUGUGUGUUGGCGUUUCCAUUCCAUUUGAAGUGCAUGGACUGAAUGUGCUACAGGAGAAUGAAUUGACCAGUAGGAUGCGAAGAUGGAAUAAUAAUAAUGAUAAUUCCAUCAUAAUCACUCAUGGAAAUUGCUAUCAUUUGAGUGAGGUUGUCUAACAGACUUGGCACAAAGAUAGCAGACGAGGGAGCUCUCUUUCAUCUAAAUUACAGUGGAUAAUAGAUGGGGGCGGGGGAAGAUAUUUCAAGUCGCAGAUUGAUAGAUUUUUUUGUUAUGUAAGGGAAAUGGAUCAGAGAAGGGACCUGUUUUUGAAGUGCAGGGCAGUGCCGUCCUAGUGAUUGGCAGAACAAGCCUAGGGCCUCCUGUUGACUCUGGGGUCUGAAACAAGUAAGCUACACCCGGCGAGGUGGGGGGGCAUUCAGCACACUCCUCAGGUGUGGUGAGGCUGACUAAAGAGUAAUAGCUGAUAACUUUUUAAAGUCCAAUAAAUAGAUAAGGGCUCAGGUAUUCAAAACUACUUACUUAUCCAUCUAGACUUAGCCCUGAUUAUAAUGAAGUGUAGAGAGAAGAGCAGAGGAUUGUUUACUCACUGAGAAUUUACUUUGAAUUCGGAAAGAAACUUUAGAACAACUUGUGCCUCAGAAAUUUCCACUCCCUGAAAUGUGUGAUGUAAAAUCAUUGUAAAAUAAAAGCAGUACACUGGCAACAUUUGAGGCCACAACUGUGGGAAGGGAAAGUCAUACAUCAGAUCAAAGACCAUUUGUCAGAAACUUUAACUCUGUUUCUUUUCUUACAGCUGUGGCCUGAAAUGCUGAAUGUUCCCUUCAUAUUCUGCUUUUAUUUCAGAUUUCCAGCAUUUGCAGACUCUUUUUGAUUUUCAUUGAUGUAAAAUCAUCUUUGCUCCCAAGUUCUUUAUCCAUUCGCAUUAAACUUAGGAUUAAACUCUUAGUUCUUUAUGUUGAAGGAGACAACUGUGUAAAAAAAUACUUUCAGUGGUGUAGUUUCCAAAGAAGCAUUUUACUUUCUGUAGUUGCCUUCAUUCAUACAGACUCUCUGGAUGCCUUGGUUUAUUGUGUUGCCCUCUGGAGGGCAGGCAGUCUGUCCUCCUCCUCACAGCAGCAAAUAACAUUACUCAGUGUGCUGUUGUCAGGAGGGCUGACAGCUUCUCCCCUUUCUCAGACAUGAUUAUACUGUCCACCAGAGGACAGGCAACCUCUCUCCAUUCCCUCACACACAGAUAUGCACAGUGUUUUGGAACCUGUGCUUAAGGGCUGCAGGUUUGGAGCGCAAACAGUGCUACCUGGAAUAAAUCAAUCAAAAUGGUUCAAUUUAUCAGUCAGUUGGAGGUUUUCAAGAAGAAAAUGCAGUUUUAUUGCAUUUUUAUUUUUUUAUGUUUUACUUUGAAUAAAGUUUUUAUUUUAAUCUUUGCAGUUAACUUUGAACUGCAGCGUUCACAUUGAUAGCUUAUACAUUGCAUGCAUAUCACACACUGACAGCCAAAGUGAGCAUUACAUAGAGUAGAUUGGUCAGAAAAGUAGGAAUUAGUAAUUCACAAUAUAUCAAUUGCAUGUUAAUUUAUGGGGUUAUAUGGGUAUCUGUUGAUGCUACAGUGUCCAGUAUUUCUCUUGUUCUAAGCAUGAGAUCACUGCAGGAUUCAGUAGAUCCAGCAGUUUAGAUUGAUCUCAUUUUACAUGUCAGGCAAUAGAAAUGAUAACUUGUUGAAUAUCAGAUCUGUGAGUUUUCUUCCAUUCUGUAAUGUUGACACCAUAUUUCACUGGGCCCUUGUGCUGAAAUGUCAUCUUACAAUACCAGAAUAAUCAGGUGUUGGCAGAUUACUGUUUUUUUCUCCUUAGUGGGCUGGUUAUCAGAUUUAGGAUAGUGUUUAAACUCUACCAGGGAAUAGAAUUUUUUUGAGGUGGAUUAAGUAAAUGUUUCACCUUGAAUGUGGGAAGAGGUUAUUUCAGUAACAUGCUGGCCACGGUAUCAGGAAAUCUUUGGGAACUUGUCAGUGCAAACAAAUGAACCAGUGUAACAUGGCAAAUUGUAGCAUCUCACAGUUUCAGAAUUGUUAGCUUCUUUCUCCUCUAUCCUCACUUGCCUCCCUCUGUCUACAACUCCACAUAGAUCAGCUUUCAGCACCUUUUUUAGGAGAUGUGUCUGCUGCAUACUCUUGUCUCCAUCCUGUCAGAUCCAUUCCCUGAUCUCUCUAUAUCUACACCUAUCCCCUCUGCCAUUUAUAACAUGCUUGUUUAAUGAGGUCUUUCCCCUGAGAUGUUAACUCUGUCUGUCCCUCUUUCCACAGAUGAUGCCAGGCUUUUCUGAUUUCAUUUCAGAUUUUCAGCACUUCAAGCAGUUUGCUUUUUAACCCUUUAUAAUCCUGCAUCUACCCACCCCCAUCUCCAUGCCUUUCUCCAGUUCACUACAGAUUACUUUUGCUUCUUUCUUGAGAUCGAGUUGCCAUGAGCAAACCCAGACCUAAGGUUGCCCAAAGUUUACCUCCUCAUAAUCUUCACCUUCCACUCUUUGCUACUACUGGCAAGACACUGCUCUUCUGUUCAUUCAUCCAGACGGAAGAGUGGGCAGUUGGAGGAGUGAGGUAGGUGCUGUGAUCAAGUGUGUUUCAGCUGUACCCCUCUGAAGCUUGGUGAUAACUGAGUUGUGUAGGACUGGAACUAGUGUUGACAGAGGCAUUAAAACUGUUUGAUGUGGAAGUGGGUGAAGCAGAGUAGGAGGAAUUUGCUUUUUAUGUGAUUCUUGCAUGGAUAAUGUUUUAUUUAAAAAAAACUAAAAAGGCUAUAAUAUUUUCUAUUUAUUUUAUGUUCCGUGUGAACAGUAUGGUGUAUGGGUGAAUGGAGUCUUAUCCUUUCUAGUUUUGCCAUUAUGUUGUGAAUAUCUCAGGGCUUUGAGAAGAGCUCAUUCUGGCAUUGGCAUUGCCGAACUCUGCCUCUGCUACAGAUCACUGUUUCCAAAGUGUCGCAGAGGCUAACUUUCUCUUCAUCUUCACUUUCUUGUGGCUGAACUAAAAAAGGAGAGAGAUCAGAUGCUGUAGUUCUGCAUUUCCCUGUAUCCUAUAUCCGUAUCUGAUUAAUUCACGUCUCUGUUUUCUAUUGAUGUCCCAUCAAAAGUGGUAUCCCCAUUGUUAGAAGAUAUUGCACUUAAACAGCAGAAUACGUUUAACAUCCUUUGAGUGAUUAGUGACUUGUCGUCAUCAUCAUAAAUUAAUGAUUUCUCAUUUUGACCAUCAAAUAAUUACUGAUAUCUAAGUGAUUAAUGAAUCAUUAUUUAAUAAAUAAUUAUUUAUUACUAUCACAUAUCAUCUAUCACAAAUAAUUUAUCAUGAUCAUUUAUUAUAUAGGAAUGUUUUGUAAGUGAUUGAUGUAUCAUCUCAGAUCAAUGAUUUGUUAUCACCAUCCAAUAUAAAUGAUUAAUGAUUUGUCUUUAACUAAAAUGAUCAUCUACCAAUUAUCAAUAACUAUUAUAUCAUCUGUCAUCAUAAGUGAUAAAUGAUUUAUUAUUUGUUUAAAUGAUUAAUCACAGCAUCUGUUCUAAAUGAUUAGUAAUUCAUUGUCUCUGGCAUUGUUGUUGGAGGGUAUAGUGAGGUCAGUAUAACAGUCAUUAACCCGACAACACAUCUGGGCCCCAGCUGCUUGUUUUCUGGUGAUACAUCUUUAAAAAAAAAAGAUGGACAUCCUGCUCACUUCUUGCUGAGAAUGUUUGUGCUUUUUAAGAGUCUUGUGUUCCUGUUCUGUCUCUCUAUACUUUUGCUUAUUAUCUAAGAUCACGGGGAAGAGAAGUCCUGUUGAGGCCAUUGCACCAGUGUGUUGUACAGCUGAGCUCAGAACGCUCACUGCAUGUUACUGCACCUCACAUACAGCACUGUAUUACCUCAUAUUGUACGGCACAUGUUACUGCGUGCUGACUUUUCAAACUUCCCCAAGAUUACUCUGUGCAGUGUAGCUAAACUACGUGCUGGAGAUGCCUUGGUUUGGAUCUGCCAUACCAGUGGGAUACCAUAAUUAAUCUUGGUGUCCUAGGAUCAGCUGAGAGUUGUGAGGAAUAGAAAAACACCCAGUUUCCUGCUCCUGAUUCAUCACCUAAUGUGAAGUGUAUGUUUAUGUAUGUAUGUGUGUGUUGGUUGAGAAGAGACGCUCAGGGUUGCCUUCAAUUGAAUGCCCUGCUGACAAUCACUCUCUGGGUUCUUAUAACACAAGCACAAUGCUGAAGGAUGUUGGGCUGCUGGCUGUCUUGUCUGUCAUGGAGUCAGCUCCUUCAGGAGGGUGGUGUAUCCACCUGAUGCAAGUGUAUCUGGUCUCCCCUGUGGAGAACACCUGAUUAGAACACCAGGAAUUGCCUUUAGUUUCCUUUCACUCAGAUCAUACUGUUCCCCUUGUAUCUUCUCCUCUCUGCCUCUCCAUCUGACUGGCUAAAUGUCCUUUGCAAUUUAAUUAGUCAUGAGGCUCCCCAUCCUUUGUUCUUGUAUCUCUAACCUGGACUAAACACCUCUGUGGGAAGAGAGAGAAAAAAAGAGAGAGCAGGAGGAAGAUGAAUCAAGUUUAGAUGUUUUAAAAUGACAAUUUCUGGCACUUGUACUGCAACAUAUUUACACCAAAACAUCUCGUUCAUUAUGGUCAAUAACAAGAUGUCUGAUGUUUAAUUUUAUGUUGUAAUUCUUAAAUGGAAAAUUAUUCUGAUCAAAACCCAAUUUAAUCCCAAAAGUUGCUCUGUGGCCAAAGACUCACCCUCCACAAGAGUAACUUGAGGCCUUCUAAAGACAAAUGGGAGCUUUCUCGCUUGAAGGCUGGCGUUUUGUGAUAUCUGAAGCCUGGCAGUUUUAGGGCAUGGUGGUGUGGGUAGUUUACCCAUGUCUGUGAUCAGAAUCACAUUUGGCAAUGUUAGUGCUUUAAACUGGAGGAGCCAUAGUGUUUGCUGAAAUUGCCAACUUCACAGCUUCUCUUUAAACAUAUUUCUUGGAAAACAAGUUAAAGCACGUACUUUCCGAAGAGGGACCUGCAUUUGGUGUAAUGCAUGACCAGGAAAAUUAUUGGAAUAAAAAACCAGGAAAUCCUACGUGAGAAUGAUUCAGAUCAACAUUUCAAAGACUUAACCAUUUCAGACCAAGAACAUAGAAACAAAUCAAUGAAUUUAGUGUUAUGGGCAUCCAAAUGAUUGUAUUUUUAAACUCUUUGCAUUGUAAACACAAAUAAAAAGUAUGUACUUUCCA